GCCCGCGUGGGUGUUUGAGGCCGUGUAGGUUGAAGUUUCCUUUGAAUUGCAGCAAAUCCCGUGAACCGAGCGAGGCCCUGGUGAGGAAAUUGGGGGUUCAUGCUCUGAAACUGCUACUCCGAAUCUCGCAUCUUCGCUCCGCCUCGCCUUCGGCGGGCCUCGACCUCGCCGCCGCCGGCUAUGGAGUUCAUCGACGACGAGUGGGACUCCCAGCCGCGCGCGCGCGUCGUCCACUCCCGCGCCGAUGCCGCCGCCAAUUCCUCAUCCCCCACUGCGAAUCCCGCGUCCCGCUCUCUCCCCCACGUCGUCGCCUGCGCCGCUGCAGCCGUGCUCCUCCUCGCCGCAGCCUACUCCCUCGACUCGGCCUACCAGGUCUUCGCCUCCAUUCUCGUUUGGAUCGCAUCCUCGCUGCUCCUCGCCCCCUUCGCGCCAUCCUCCGCCACCGGCGGCGACAUCUCCGUCGGCCGCGGCAGCUUCCUCCCUGACCAGGAACCGUCCCAGGAGCCCACCCCGGACCCCAUCGCCCCCUCCCGCCGGGGUCGCCGCCAGAACGCCGCCCCGCCGCCCCCAAAGUCGUCAGAUCCGGUCGCUCCUCCCGUCCAGCCGCCUCCACGGCGGCAGGAGGCGAUGGGUGGGGGGACCGCUGUUCUGGACGGCGUGGAGAGGGAGGAGGAGGUUGGCGAGUGGACCGACCAAGAAAUGGAGCUUCUCCGGCGGCAGAUGCUGAAGCACCCGGCAGGAGAGCCCCAGCGCUGGGAGAAGAUCGCCGCAGUGUUCGGCGGCCGCCGCACGCCGGAGAGCGUCAUCCGCGCAGCAAAGUCAGGCGGCGCCGUGGCGGCUGGUGGCUCGUUCGAGCAGUUCCUGCGCAAGCGAAAGCCGCUGGACCCAAGGGCCGGGGCCGCUGACGCUGAUACAGGUGGCAAUGCUGGAGGAGGGGACGGUGGUUGGAGUGCUGGUGAGGACCGUUCUCUGCUGAACGCGCUCAAGGAGUUCCCUAAGGACACGGCAAUGAGGUGGGAGAAGGUGGCCGCAGCAGUGCCUGGGAAGACAAAGUCCGGGUGCAUGAAGAGGGUCACCGAGCUCAAGCGUGACUUUCGGAGCAGCAAGGAGCCAUAGGAGGCAGCGCCAUAGCUUGAACGUUGUCUUCCUUGCCUGGUACCGGACUUGAUGCAGCAAAUCAUUGUGAUCAUUUCCCUUUCUGAAGUCAAGAAGAAGCGAAUCACCAUUGGUCUCGCUGAAUCGGGAAUCAUGAUGAUGUUGUAUGAAGGAAACAAUAGCGUUCAACAACAUAUGGUGUAGUUUUAUUGUUUUACCAGAAUCAAGAUUCGCCAAACAGAACAACACUAGACCUGUAGAAAAAAGGUCCAUACGGAAAAGGAACAGCAGUCCUGAUGGUUUGGGUGUUAAUGUCAAGCUCCAAAUUUUAUGCUAGUCGGUUGUCAAUGCGUCA
Molecule: messenger RNA, 1450 nt
Organism: Triticum aestivum (bread wheat)
Lineage: Eukaryota; Viridiplantae; Streptophyta; Magnoliopsida; Poales; Poaceae
Product: transcription factor MAMYB
Exons: 2
Coding region: 181-1116 (311 amino acids)
Biological process (GO): 'de novo' cotranslational protein folding; regulation of translational fidelity
Cellular component (GO): cytosol
Molecular function (GO): Hsp70 protein binding; ribosome binding
Source: RefSeq, a predicted model, not a curated record